AUGUUCGUAUGGCAAGUGUAUACGUGUCGUCACAUUUCGUCAGACAUUGUCGGCCUUGUAACUGAGAAGUCUUUGGAAUGUAUCGCGGAAACAGGCUUCAGUGAUGACAUUGUCCACUUCCACAUGGAUAAGCUGCGAGCACUGUACGAGAAGAGCGACAAAAAGAACAAGUUAAAGAGGUUAUAUAUGAGUGCGCCAAGAUACAAGAGAAGAGCCCCUUAG
Parnassius apollo (apollo) is the source of this 222-nucleotide messenger RNA. The record is from the annotation of a GenBank genome assembly. NCBI's taxonomy places the organism in Eukaryota, Metazoa, Arthropoda, Insecta, Lepidoptera, Papilionidae.